Messenger RNA from Cydia strobilella, 5395 nucleotides. RefSeq names its product long-chain-fatty-acid--CoA ligase 5. Gene Ontology annotation, molecular function: long-chain fatty acid-CoA ligase activity. The transcript is spliced from 15 exons. The record is from RefSeq and is a predicted model, not a curated record. Gene Ontology annotation, biological process: long-chain fatty acid metabolic process. NCBI's taxonomy places the organism in Eukaryota, Metazoa, Arthropoda, Insecta, Lepidoptera, Tortricidae. Gene Ontology annotation, cellular component: endoplasmic reticulum; membrane. Bases 411 to 2477 code for a protein of 688 amino acids.
AGUUGAUAACCUGAAAAUUGCGCGAGCAUGCGCAAUGAAAAACUUAGUCGUACGAUGCGGCUGCCAUGGUCUGAUCCCGGAGUGUACACCGUAGUAGCGAUCUUACUGCGGUGCUUUUACAAUAAAGUACUUAAGUUAUAGACAAUUUAUUUAUAUGUAGUUAAAAUACUGUGAUCAUAGCAAGAUUAGUCAAAAUAGAAUAAGUAACGCUGUAGAUAUAGGUCGAGUUUAUUUCAAAUGGUAACAGAAAAUAAUACAAUCGAUUUCAUGUGUACAUAAACAAUUUCUUGUUAGAUUGUUUUAGGCAGUUUUAUCGGUGAAAAUGGGUUGUGUGUAGUGAAUUUUUAGAACGAAUCCAGUUCUAGCGACUCGGUACGGAGAGCGGCGGUGGUGAAUGAAUUCGGUCCUGCAUGAUGUCAAAAUUGAGCGAGAUCGACCAGUACCUAUGGAUGGUAGGAGGAUCAGCCGGCGCGCUGGCGCUUACGGGCGUCGCGGCCGCGUCGGCCUUCUACCUCAGCACCCGGCCCAAGCCAGAGAAGCCCCUCGUCACGCUGCACGAGCAGAGCCUACUUGAACCGGGUCCGGAAAUGGUCCGAGUGUCAAAAUUCUACAAAGAAGCAAAAAAUGGUCGAUAUCUCCGUUACCUUCACGAAGAUACGCGCACUCUGUAUGAAACUUUCCGCCGAGGAGUUAAAGAAUCAAAUAAUGGCAACUGCCUCGGUUGGAGGGAAAGUCCAAAUAAGCCUUACGUGUGGCAGAACUACAAUGAGACCCUGCUGCGAGCGAAAAACUUUGGAUCAGGACUUUUAUGUCAAGGUCUUACACCGGGACAAAACACAUUUAUAGGUAUAUACUCACAGAAUUGUCCAGAAUGGAUCAUGACAGAACAAGGUGCCUAUUGUUAUUCAAUGGUCAUAGUGCCACUGUACGACACGUUAGGAGCCAACGCAUGUGCCUUUAUUGUUAAUCAGACUGACAUGUCGCUCGUCGUUUGCGAAGACGACAAGAAAGCGAACCUGCUGCUCGACCAGGCGCCGCGGUGCCUGCGGAAGCUCGUCACCAUCAAGCAGGUGUCGCCCUCCACGCACCAGCGCGCCAAGAGUCGCGGCGUGGAGAUCAUCAAGUUCAGCGACGUCGAGUUCCAGGGGGCGCAGAAGGAUCACCCUUGUGUCCCGCCGAAACCCGAGACCAUUAGCACGAUUUGCUACACGUCCGGCACGACGGGCAUGCCCAAGGGCGUGAUGCUCACCCACGAGAACGUGGUAGCGUCCAUGUGCAGCGUCAUUAUGCAGCUCGGCGAGCACCGGCCCGCUAAGACCGAUGUCAUGAUCUCCUUCCUGCCGCUCGCUCAUAUGCUGGAGCGAUGCUGUGAGAAUGCUGUAUACAUGGUAGGAGGAGCUGUCGGCUUCUACAGCGGCGACAUCAGGCGGCUCGCCGACGACCUGCAGUGCCUGAAGCCCACGAUGAUGCCCGCGGUGCCACGGCUCCUCAACCGCCUGUACGACAAGGCCCAGUCGGAAAUCUCCAGCUCCAAGAUCAAGAAGAUGCUGUUCAACAUGGCUUUGUCUGCGAAGGAAUCAGAGUUGAAGAGGGGCAUCAUCCGCGGGGACUCGAUCUGGGACAAGCUGGUGUUCCGCAAGGUGCGCGAGGGCAUGGGCGGGCGGCUGCGCAUCAUGGUGGUGGGGUCGGCGCCGCUCGCCGGCAACGUGCUCACCUUCGCGCGCUGUGCCCUAGGCUGCCUGAUCGUGGAAGGCUACGGUCAGACGGAAUGCACCGCGCCGGUGACUCUAACCGUUCAGGGCGACCACGUGCCUGAACAUGUCGGGCCUCCCGUCGCUUGUAACAAAGUGAAGCUUGUGGACGUGCCCGAAAUGGAGUACUACGCGGCGCAGGGGCACGGCGAAGUGUGCGUGCAGGGCGCCAACGUGUUCAAGGGCUACUUCAAGGAGCCCGAGAAGACUGGCGAGGUCAUUGACCACGACGGUUGGCACCACACUGGCGACAUCGGCAAGUGGCUGCCGAAUGGCACCUUGAAAAUCAUUGACAGGAGAAAACACAUUUUCAAACUGUCACAAGGCGAAUACAUAGUUCCUGAGAAAAUAGAAAAUAUUUACAUAAGAAGUCAAUAUGUCGAACAAAUAUUUGUUCAUGGAGAAUCAUUGAAGUCGUGCAUAGUGGCGGUCGUGGUGCCCGACGUGGACGUGGUGAAGUGCUGGGCGCUGGAGCGUGGCAUCAAGGGCACGUUCUCGGCGCUGUGCGAUAACCCCACCGUCAAGAAGAUGAUCCUCGACGACAUGCUGCAGUGGGGCCGCAACGCCUCGCUCAAGACCUUCGAGCAGGUAAAGGACAUCUACCUGCACCCAGAUCCAUUCUCAGUGCAAAACGGCCUACUGACACCCACCAUGAAGGCGAAGAGGACAGAGAUCAGGAACUACUUCAAACCCCAGAUAGAGGACAUGUAUAAACAGCUCGAAUAACACUAUCGUACAAUACACUAGAUAAUUAUAUUUAUCACAAACUAUUUGUGACGUUGCAGCUACACUGGGCUGUUUUAAUAAAAUAGAAGUUUGAUAAUAAAAUAAAAUAAAGAUAUUAUUAGACGUAAGUGAACACACCGCUAUAAGAACAUCUGUUUUAUUAAAACAGUCCAGGUCAUUAGACUAAACUGUGGUGUAUAACAUCACUAUGCUCUUUAGUAUCCUAUCACAGUACAAUGUGUUGUUUAUAAUUUAUAAUUUUAGUCACUUUUCACUUUCUUAAUAAUAUCGUUUUACUCUUGAUAAGCGUAAAUCAGAAUGGCGGUGUCAUGGAAAAGUGUUGUGACAGUAUUUAAUGCUAUUUUUUUAAUUGCUUCGAAAUGAUCACGAGGUACUUCGUCAAAAACAAUUCACUUAGGCAAAAUGAAGAAUUUUUAAGCCAAUGUAGAUCCUGAUCGUUUGGUAUUACAUCUAUUUUCCUUUUGAUAGCAAUAAUGAGGAGCGUUGUGCCUAGGACAGUCAAUUAAUGUCUUUCAUCGCUUUUGUAUCUUUCUGGUGAUCUCCAGCAAAUCAAGUAAAGACUAGUGCAUACUCAAAAUCGUCGGUAGGUAUGAUGGCGGCCUGGUAAUUGAUUUCAUUAAUAGACAGAAGUUUUGAAAAACCGUCCGAAUUUUAAUGAGGCAUCAUUAUAAUACAUGAAAGAAAAAGAGAAACUGUACUCACCUAUAAUAUAUCAAUCUUAGUGUCAUCUGUUAAUCUCGGCAUUGUACCUUUCAAGACUAUCCUUAGAACAUAAAUAAUCAAUUACUUCAGUGAUAUGCAAUUCAUUAACAAUAAGAAUAGAUUUAUUAAAAUGAAUUAAAUAAAGUCUUAAGCAAUACUUUUGACAGGUUAGUAAAUGUAUGAGAAUCUUCACUUUAACUGAAUUUGAUGUGAAAUAACCCUUUUCCAAAACAAAGCCAUACUUGUUUUUGAGGUUUGUAUGUCAUGGCAAAUUUGAUUGAAGUGGACUUUUGUCGUUAAAGAAAGUUAUCCUAUAGGUAGGCUUUUUUAUAGCUAUAGAGGGUAAUAUAUUGUCGUGGCAAUUCAACGUUAAAGGAAAAAAGUGAGCACACAACUAUACAUAUUAUACAUGUUAAGAGGUACUGCGACUGCGACUUACUCAAAAGAAUUAAAAAAGACUAAUGCCCAAAUUUUAGCUGUAACAUUUUUGGAAACAAUAUUCACUGCUUAGAGUCACAUUAUACUCGUAAUACAAAUUGUAAUAAAUUUAUACAUAGAAAAAUUUCAUUUUGACAGCGCGUUUAGCUUGCGGUAUUUAAAUAUGAUGUAGAAGUUUUAUUUUUCUGAAAAAUAACUGCUAUAAAAUGUUGCAGGGAUAUCCUUGAUGGGAUUUAAAGAUAUCGGAAAACCUAUUUAAAAAUUGUAAAAUGGGCGCUUAAUUUUAAAUUGUUUAAUAGGCCAUAAUUAUGCACAUACAAUUUUGGAAACUUAUUUGUAACUUACCAUGAAUUUUACAGCUUAUUUUCAGUAAAUGAAAUCAAUAUACAUAUGAUGACCUUGUAAAGUAAUGUAAGUAGGGAAUACUCGUAUUUUGAGCUGUGCCUUCUACCAAGUCCUUCAACAAAAGUUACUGCGUACUGUAUUGCAACCAUUUUUGGGUGUUUAUAUCCGGCGUAUUUACUGUCUACGAUUAUAAAAUAACAUGGAUCAGCCUCAGCGUAUUUUGAGAACAAAAGCAGUUGGUUAGUUAAACACAAAAAUAGAUGCAAAGUACUUAUGAUAACAUUUGUACAGAAAAAACAACAAAAACUAAGAGGCAAAAGUUACGUAAAUACUAACAGCAACAAGCGCUUAACUGUCCAUCGGUGGACGUUUUAUGUUUUUGCAACAAAAAAAAAUAUCAGUUGACGACGGUAUGUACAGUUUAGCCAACUAGGAGGUAUACAACUUUUUUUGCCGCCAUUUUGUUUUGACGGUAAAUAUGCCAGUUGCUGCAUGAAAAUGACUUUGUGUAGAUACGGCAACUUUGUUUUGGAGCUUUUUACGACGGAACAACGUGUUUUAAUCCCAGUCAUAUAUUGCGGAAACUAAGAAAAUUGCGGAAAAUUCGAGAAACGGUGACAUUGAUUGGCUCCCAAGAUCGUCUGAUUUAACAGCCUUUUUCUGUGGGGCUAUCUAAAGGGACGUGUCAAUGCUAAUAGGCCAAUGAACCUUCAGCAAUUAAAACAAAAUAUUCGAGACACAGUCACUGAGAUAACUCAGGAAAUAUGUGAAAAUGUGAUGAACAACGCGAUGAAAAGGGUUCACAUCUGCCAUGCUGCUAGAGGUGAACAUUUGUCAGACGUUAUUUUCCAUGUUUAACUGCCGGCCCUGAAUAUUAUAUAUAACAAAAAAUACUUAAUAGUUUUUAUAUUUCAUAGAAUAGAAGUACAACUAGAGUGUAUACCUGUUAUUUGGCCAUCCUGUACCUAUAUUUUUAUUUAGAAAUUUCUUUCUAUAUAAAUAUUGCUGAUAUGGAUUUAAGUAAACUGUGUGACUAGUGGGUGAAUCUCUUUAUGUUUGAUCAUUAUUAAACUAUCGACUGCCUUAUUUUUAAAUUGAGUGGUAUAGUAUAUUUUUGUUUUUACCUAUAUUACAAUCGUAAAAAUUAAAUAAUAGUUAUAUUCGAAAGCAAGUCAGUCGAUAGUUUAAAAGUAGAAGUUGGCCGUAUAUCUCCUUAAACUAAUUGAAAUGUUAAACAUGUAUAGGUCAAAAUAUUCGCACUUUGUUAGUAUAAUUUUGUAUCGUGUAUGCUAUCCGAUUGGUUCAGCUUUGGGCGGAACGCCGGGCGCGUUUCAUGUUGUUCAAAUCAAAAUUUUGUUGUUAUUGGUGCAAGUUGCUACAAUAAUUUAUUUUUAAUAAAAAUUGAAAUAAUU